AUCACGGGUGAGAGCUACGCUGGCAUUUACAUUCCGUACUUGGCCGCCAAGCUUAUAACGUCGCCUUUGCCGUCGAUGUCCUUCAAGGGCGUCGCCAUCGGCAAUGCGUACACGGACGUCGCCGUCGAAGCGCCCGCGUUUUUCGAGUACAUGUACAGCCACGCGCUCAUCUCGUAUGAGACGCACGCCUCGAUCCAGAAACACUGCGGCGAAAGCGGCAUCGUUGGGUGCAUCACUGGCAACAAGACGACGUGCACGAACACGUGCGCGCAGCCGCUUGUCGAAGGCUACCUCGAGUCCGACUCGUUUGCGAUGGACCCGUACUAUAUCUACGGCGACGUGUGCCAGCUGUCGAGCAACCAAGCGUCGUUGCUGCCGUCGCCGUCACUGCGUCCGAUGCACCGAGGUGUCAUUGGGCCGUGUCAAGCGCAGUACACGGCAUCGUACUUGCGCCAAGCCGCCGUGCAAGUCGCGAUCCACGCAUCGGAUGCCGUUGUCGAGUGGACGGACUGCAGCGGCGACGUGUCGAUGGCCUACCACAGCAGUCCGUCCUCGCUGCCAAAAUACCCCGCAAUCCUCCAGUCGGGUCUCAAGGUCCUCAUCUACAGCGGCGACGCCGACACGGUCGUCAACUUUAUGGGUACCCAGCGCUGGCUCACACAAGGU
This is a messenger RNA of Saprolegnia diclina VS20, 666 nucleotides long. RefSeq lists its product as hypothetical. The annotation marks the transcript as partial. Gene Ontology annotation, biological process: proteolysis. Gene Ontology annotation, molecular function: serine-type carboxypeptidase activity. The record is from RefSeq and is a predicted model, not a curated record. NCBI's taxonomy places the organism in Eukaryota, Oomycota, Saprolegniomycetes, Saprolegniales, Saprolegniaceae. The transcript has a single exon.